This is a messenger RNA of Psylliodes chrysocephalus, 2684 nucleotides long. The record is from the annotation of a GenBank genome assembly. NCBI's taxonomy places the organism in Eukaryota, Metazoa, Arthropoda, Insecta, Coleoptera, Chrysomelidae.
GUUCUCGAGCCCAACGGGACGGGAAUGGGUAGCGAAGCCGAGAAACAGCUCAAAAUGGCCGGUUGGGCACUGGUGGGGUCACUGAUGCCGACUAGGUGACACCAACAAAUACCAGUUGAAGAACAUCUGCCCCGCUAACAAGGCAAACCGGCAAGUCCGACCCUGAAACGGGAGGGCGAAUGGCGAGUUCCCGGCGCCACAAAACGGGGACCGACGGCUAAGGGACAGAAACCCCAACAGAAAACUCGAUGGAGAAAACCAGCGUUAAAAAAUCCGAAACCCAAGGUGUUACGCGACCCGUGCCGAAUCGUGAAUGGCCACGCGGAGGUGGUCACAAACGGAGCCUUCGGGAUACCAGUCGACGUCCCGGAGUAAGAAGACUUAUCCCUGCAAGCGGGGCUCUGCAGGGAUGGACCCUUAUUUCCCUAGCUACUCGUGGGAUAUAUAUGGAGAAACUAGAGCAAACACAAGUAGAACCAAAAAAAAACGAAGAGGCGAAUGAUUCGGAUCCCUUCAAAAGAAGAGACUCCUUAAAAAGAACUCCUCCUCUGGACAGAGAUCAGGAGGCCUCAGGAGGCGGUGAAGAAUUUCCAAGUGAGGAAUUUUCAAACAUAACGGACAUUUUGGCGGAGAACCCAACUAGAUCGAGGUCUACCUCGGUACCAGAUUUUGACUCGGACAUAGCUAAGAAGCUUGUUGAAGAGUCAGAGGAGAUAGAACAGCACCAGAAAAGAAAGAGAGCAGACAUCACACCGGACAAGGAUAGAAAAGACAAUAAAAGGAGUGGGGAAGUAUUUAAAAAACACUUGGAAAGGUUAUUUAAACAGAUAAAUCUUCUUAACGUAGUAGUAAAAGGAGCGUAUAAACCUAAAAAAGAAAUAUGUGAUAUUUCUAGAACUAUGAGCCUCUGUGCUAGAGAACUACAGAACGAGGAAUUUAAAACGUGGCUCGACGAAGCUACUGACUGUAUAGAAAAUGCUGGUAUGCAGGCUAAAAAAUCAUGCCCCGAAAAACAAGUAGAAUCUAUGCCAAAAAGAGAGAUGUCAACAAUUGGCACUCAAGUAACAGAAAGUGAACUGGAAAAGGAACUAGAAAUUUCUAAAAACGUCAUGAUUGCAACAAUAAAAGACACUCUUAGGGAAGAUAAGGGAUUUAAUGAAAUCUCUCAAGUAUUAAAGGAAGCCUGGCCAGAAGAAGUAUUUAAGUGUACAAAAAUAGACGACACAAACGUAUCUUCGCUCAAUAAAGAAGGUGACAUUGCUGUAAUUGUAGACCCGCAGAACUUAAAAAUGGACAAAACGAUGGGAACGCUAGAGCUGAUUCUCCCUGAGUUAGCCAACUUAAUUAAAGAAAGUGACGACAAAGUUGAUUUUAUCCUAAAUUCAACCAAAACCAUUAAUAAAAACAAGGAAGAAUCUGAAAAAGUCCGUGCUGUGUACACUGUACCAUGGGGAACGAUAGACGAAGAAACAAAAAGUUUAGAGAAACUAUAUACACAGGUGAGAAGCUUAAAAGACGCUAUGGAAAUUCAUCCGACCAGCAGCAUCCACGUGGUCAUCAACGGCGGUAUGCAAAAUGAGAAUCCUAGAAAAAUUUUUGAAUAUGUUUUCGGUGGUAGCAACAUGGAUGUUAUAAUGAUGGGAACAAUACCGAAGGAACCAACCAAGCGAACCUUCAGACCUGGACCGGAAAGGAUGGUUGUUAAGUGCGAAGGUAAAUCAUACGCAGAUAUGUUAAGAGACAUUAAAAACAAAGUCAAUGUAAACAACAUGGGACUCAAUAUAAGAAAUAUUAAAAAGACUGCAAAAGGUGAUCUGAUGUUCGAGCUUGAAGGUGGCAAAAAUGAAGCAAAUAUCCUUAAGGACGAGAUUCAAAAAAAAGUGAAUGCGACCGAAAUAAGAGUGCACAAGCAAGAAACACUGAUACAUAUUAAUGACCUAGACGCGAUUACGCAAGCCGAAGAAAUCCUGGAAUCAAUAGCGAGAGUAAUAGGCCCUGAAAAUAAAAAAUUUGUAACUGUAAAGUCACUUAGACCGAACCGAAACGGGGGACAAGCUGCCACGGUAGCUGUACAAGGAAAGGACCUCGCAAAGAGAAUUACACAUGAUGGCAGGAUAAAAAUAGGCUGGAUAAACUGCCGCCUAAGAGAACGUUAUUCCUUUAUGAGGUGCUAUAGAUGUCUAGAAUAUGGACAUCACACGAAAGAGUGUAAGGGCGAAGAUAAAGCGAAUCUGUGUAGAAACUGCGGUAAAGAGUCCCAUAAGGCAAGUGAUUGUAAAGAAAACCCUUAUUGUUUGACAUGUAAGAUAGAGGGCCACAGAAACGAUCAAAUAAAAUGUCCUGCAUUUAGGGCGUUAAUAGAGGAAAAAUCCGCAGGGGUAAAUAAGAGGAGAGGGCCUAUGGCUAAAUCUAACUAAAUUUUAGAAAUGGAUGACGCCAUCACUUUAAAGGCGCUGCAGGUAAAUCUCGGAAGGGCGCGAGCUGCACAUGAUCUAGCGUUUGCUACCGCAGACAAGGAAAACAUCGACUUAAUCCUAAUUAGCGAACCCAAUAAGAAUAUUCUUAAAAAAGCUGCAUGGAUCGGAGAUAAUAGGGAGGAUGUAGGAGUUUUUUGUCGCAAUAAAAACAUAGGAGUUACAGGUUUUACCAAACUUAAUGGAGCUGUAUGUUUACGUUUAAAAAAA